Molecule: messenger RNA, 1953 nt
Organism: Cryphonectria parasitica EP155
Lineage: Eukaryota; Fungi; Ascomycota; Sordariomycetes; Diaporthales; Cryphonectriaceae
Exons: 2
Coding region: 1-1953 (650 amino acids)
Source: RefSeq, a predicted model, not a curated record
AUGUCCAAAUACAUCAUUAUCUGCUUUGGCAAUCGCAAGCGGCAGAUUGCUCUGCCCCCUACAUACAAGGACCUAGUCAAGGAAGCCCGCAAGCAAUUUCCCAACAUGAGCUCAGUCUACAGUAUUGUGGUCAUCUAUCAGGCCAUGGAUGCUGGCCCCGGUACUGGCUGGGUCGAGCUCGCUGACAGCGCUUACCACAACCUGUACGAAGGCGCAGUCUUGUUCUUCAAUGUACAGCACCCUAUCACAAAAGAGUACAUCCUCCCGCUGCCUGAUGAUGGAUCUAACUCGACACCAAACCGCCAGGACUUCCCCACGGAGCCCACGAACCAAGGCCGCGGCUUCGCUGGCGUUACUUCCAAUCAUCCCAUCGGCACUUGGGAGGGCAACAACGAGGUGAGACAAGGACCCCGUCCCUUGGCAUUCAAAGACGAUGAGUCAAUCAGGUAUUCGACUGUAAACCAGCCUGGCGACGGUGCCGCCUGGGGCAGUGGCUGGGGGUUCGCCUCAGAGCGCUUUCGCCGAUCAGCAAAGCUGAUUCCCAACCUGGAGGACUGCAAAGAAGCCGUUGGUCGUGGAAUCGAAACUUCGAACCGGUACUCAUACGAGCAGAGCGCUGAAUAUGAGAACAAGGAGAAAUUGAAUGCGGCCUGGAACGGCGCUGACGAUCUUGGUGCCAAACCAGUCGUGUUCAAAGUAGAGGAUAGUCCUCGAGAACGCGGGACCUUCGCUUGGCAGCACCAGCACCAGGAAGCGUGUGUUUCCACGUGCACACACCCAUGCGGUUGCGUCCUGUGCCAACAAAAACAGAAGGGCGACAUUGCCUCUCCUGUGCAUCGAGUGGUCUGUCCCAAGACAGAACCCAGAAACGUCUCUAAGGCCACACCAAUCGCUGGCGGACAUACAAGAUGGGGUCGUCCCGGCGAAGUCCAGGUUGAGCCACCAUGGGAACAGGCCAACUCGCCGGUCUGGCCUUUUACCCAUCCCGUCAUUCCCACUCGCACAUCACACUCGCCGACUUACAAUAUUAUGGCUCCCUUGAUAGAGAACAACACCAACAACGCCUUUGUCUUUGGCAACGAGAAAGAUGAUGGACGGCCAGUAGGCUGGGGAACCUAUGUCAGUCAUCGCAUGGCUAACACUCCGGUGCAACUACCAGCGUGCUCUUGGGGCGCACAAGUCUUGGGUGAUCCCGUCAACCUUGUCGCAACUCCUGAUCACGCCAGUCAACCCUUGGCUGGCACCAGUCACCAAACACCCAGACCUUUUGAUCGCACCAUCAUGUAUCCUUCUCCAGGCAUGCCCUCUUCAGAGAAUCCGCUGCUCUGGAGCGGAGACAGCAACAUUCGCAGUGUAGGUCAACUCCCUGGGUGCCAUUGGGACAACGAGCGCACAUCUGGCGGCGCCUCAUACACACGUUUCGGCCGCCGCGCUACGAGUCCCAAGCCAGCCUCCUCACGCCUCGACCCGGCAAAGUCUACGACCGGCUCGCCGCGCAAGUCGCGGGCAAAAGCGCAGGCGGCGUCAGCUUGGGCCAGAACAACGAAGGGUGGUCUUCAUAUGGGCGGAAAGACAGCGGUUGAUGACACUCUGAGCUCAAAACAGGCCAACCCAAACAAUCAGUCGAAUGCCGCCACCAUGCGCCACAUGGGUGCCAAAAAUGCCGCAUUUGAUAACAACAAGAAGAUUCAUGGUAAUGGUUGGAGCCACAGCUCUGGCAAUGACGAUGACAACUCCUCCUCCUUCUGGUAUGCUCCUAACCAGAAUAUCACUCAAUGUGGAUGGUCAAAGGGUGUUUCAGCUGGUGUUGGGAAGGCUUCCAAGGGGAAGGCUAACAAUUAUGGCGAGAACCAGAAGAGGAAGGAUGGAGCACACAGCAUGUUGAACUCGGUCGCCAACGCCUGGGGGCCAAAUACUCGGGUUACCAAUACCAAGACCGACGAGUGGGAGUAA